AACUGUGAUAGCAACUGUGAUAGCAACUGUGAUAGUGCCCCCUUUAACCCCUCCACCUACUAGGUAUCCAACUAACUCCAAAUCAAUCACUUUGAUAACUUCCCGCAAUCAUCUUUCUAUCUUGGUCACCUACCUAAGCACGUAAUGUGAUGCAGGUAUGGCUACACUACUUGCUCUGCUGGAAACAUCAUUGCCAUGGAGACUCCAGCAGAUACCCCAGCGAUUAUUGCUGUAGCUAGAACUUCAUGCCAGCGCUGUCAUAAACGCAAGAAGAAAUGUGAUAGGGUAUUGCCGCAGUGUGAUAACUGUCGAAAUGCCGAUGUGCCCUGUAGCUUUCUUGACGACGACCAGCAAAGUGGUACAUAUCCAAUUGCUUUCGUGCAAGGGCUAGAAGCCAAAGUACAAGAAUUAGAAAAGCAGCUUGCAUUGGCACUUGAAGCUGCGAGAAACCCUCCAGUCGUGUCAGAGCCGUCACUAGACACCAUUCAUCCAAAUCUCGAAGGCUCAACACAGCAGGGGUCUGUCGAUGACUCCCAUGUGGGCGGGCUCUCGCCCUACUCCGUCCGUGGACAACCACUCUCGCCCAAUGGACAGACCUCAGCCAUAUCCAUGGACCAGGAGUUGAGAAUCUUGUCUUUAGAGGCCGCAGCAGAACGGCAUCUUGGUUCUUCUUCCGGGUUAUCUUUCGCAAAGCUCACACAGACAAUUCUCAAACGUCUCACACCAGAUCGAGCCGAUUUCGUUUUUGGCAUCUCACAGGGCGACGAUAUCUUGGGACAGAUAGAUUGGGACUCCCCCCCAGACUUCUUCCAUCCGCCUCUUCUCAACUUCCCCAACAUCGCUGGCUUUGGGCCGACACUAUUUGGGGAUGUGUCCUUAUCGAGUAUUAUCGAACCCUCAGGUUCGCUAGCAGAUCUAUGUCUGCCUACUAAAGCGAGAGCCGACCAAUUGACGUCUUUCUAUUUUGCGCAUUCGCACACCUUGUAUCCCAUUCUCAAUCAAAGUGAUUUUAUGGCUUUGCUAGACCGCAUCUAUGAGCAAUCUUCGGAUCCAUCCACCCUGGACCCGAUGUCCUGGUUUCGAGUUUGGAUGGUUUUGGCCAUCGGCUCUUCGUCGCGCUGUUCCGUCUCCAUGGUCGAAGAAUCGGAGGCCUUGUUGUACUAUAACAAAGCGCUUGAAUUUUUUGAACUCGCGUUCGAUUAUGGCGAUAUGGUUGCGUUGGAAACCAUCAUGCUUCAGGUGUCCUUCUCUUUCUUUAAUCAGCUUGGGCCAAACACUUGGUUCUUAGUUGGCACGGCAGCUCGGAUGGCUAUCGGUCUCGGCCUUCAUAGUGCCUCUGCAUAUGAAAAUCUUCCUUUCAACAUCGCCAACAUGAGAAAGCGGAUUUUCUUCUCUAUUUACAUGAUGGAUCGUGUGAUAUCUAUAGCGCUUGGUCGCCCAUUCGCAUUACAGGACGAUGAUAUAGAAAUUGAGCCUUUUGUCGAUAUUGAUGACGAGCAGCUUGACAAUCUCGGGACUCAAAGCCGAGACAGGCUAGAAACAUCUAUGAUGGCCAUUCCGCGGCACAUUCUGGACCUUAGAAAAAUCGCCAGCAAAAUCAGCAGGCAGGUCUAUGGAAACCCAGCAGCCAUUCGGGAAAACACACCCCGCCGCGAUGAGAUUCUGCACUCUCUCCACAAAGAGCUGAUUGACUGGCGGCGUAACAUGCCGUUCCCGCUCCCCGACGUUCAUCCCCGAGUGCCUCACCUGAGCAGCAACUGGUACGACUUCAACUACUACACACAUCUAGCUAUGCUGUACAGGCCCUCGCCGCUGUUCCCCCUCCUAGACCAAGUCAUGGUCAAGAAGCUCGCCAACGCCGCCUCCAUGUCCAUCCGCCAGGCCUAUACCAUGCACCGCCAGAAACGGUUCGCCUACAAUUGGCUGAACUUACUCUCACUGUUCACGUCCACCAUCUCGUUGAUAUACGCCUCGACGGCCCAGCCCCAGGAGCUGGUCAGCUAUUUGCAGCGGACGCAGGUCAUCGAUGACCUGGAGCUCGUGCUGCAGCUGUUCGAUAAGCUGAACGGCAAGUUCUCGGGCGCGAAGAACAUUCAGUGCAUCAUUGAUCGCGUCCUAAGGAGGUACAAGGAGAUGUGCAAUAUGAUGAAUGCGAAGUAGGGUCUAAUAUACGGUAGCUAAGGUUGUCUGGAGUUGGGUCUUGUCAUGAAGGAUGUUAGGCGUUGGUUGGUCUCUACAUGGGAUAUAGGCGUUGAGUGAAGUUAUCUUGUAUUAGAAUUAUUUAUUGUUCUAUAUUGCCCACAGGCACUAUCUAAUUACAUAUUGGAACUCGGC
Molecule: messenger RNA, 2334 nt
Organism: Hypoxylon fragiforme
Lineage: Eukaryota; Fungi; Ascomycota; Sordariomycetes; Xylariales; Hypoxylaceae
Product: fungal-specific transcription factor domain-containing protein
Exons: 6
Coding region: 196-2160 (654 amino acids)
Biological process (GO): positive regulation of transcription by RNA polymerase II; DNA-templated transcription
Molecular function (GO): DNA-binding transcription factor activity, RNA polymerase II-specific; sequence-specific DNA binding; zinc ion binding
Source: RefSeq, a predicted model, not a curated record